AUGAAAGCAGCCUUGAUAGUGGUCGACAUGCAAGAGGACUUCUGCCCUCCGAACGGUUCCCUCGCCGUCAACGAAGCCCGCACCCUCGCCCCAACAAUCAACACCCUCCUCUCGAACCCAGGCUUCACCCUCCGCAUCGCAUCCCAAGACAGCCACCCACCAAACCACAUCUCCUUCGCCCCGAACCAUCCCCCGCCGAACAACCUCCCCUUCGAGCACUUCAUCGAGAUGAGCAAUCCCGCAGCAGGCAAAGAAACCGAAACCAAGCGCCAACGACUUUGGCCCAUCCACUGCGUAGAGGGCACCAAGGGUGCGGAAAUCAUCCCGGAAAUCGACACCAAGAACAUCGACCUCUACGUGCGAAAGGGCAUGGAUGCGCGGGUGGAAAUGUACUCGGCAUUCGCGGAUGCGUUUGGGAACCUCGAUGCGGAGGUGAAUCGGUCGUCGGUGGAUGUGCAUUUGAAGGGGGCGUUGGAGGAGAAGGGCAUUACGGAUGUGUUUUGUGUGGGUGUUGCGGGGGAUUACUGUGUUAAGUACACGGCGAUUGAUGCUGCGAGGGCUGGGUUGAGGAGUUAUCUUGUUGAGGAUGCGGUUAGGUGUGUUGAUCCGGGGGUGGGGUGGGAGGAGGCGAAGAGGGAGUUGAGGGAGGCAGGGGUGCUGGUUGUUAGGUCGGAUGGGCCGGAGGUUGGGGGGUUGAGUGGGGUGGUGUAG
Molecule: messenger RNA, 711 nt
Organism: Aspergillus luchuensis
Lineage: Eukaryota; Fungi; Ascomycota; Eurotiomycetes; Eurotiales; Aspergillaceae
Gene: PNC1
Product: nicotinamidase
Exons: 2
Coding region: 1-711 (236 amino acids)
Source: RefSeq, a predicted model, not a curated record